AGCGCAGCCCUGACAGAAGCCCCCGGCUUGGCAGCCAAUAGCGAGCCGAGCAGCAGUGACAGACACCAAUAGCAUGGCGGAGCAGGAGGAGACCAGCGGCCACUUCCUAGGACGCUGCAGUGAGUGAGAGAGAGGGGGGAGGGGGUCAGCUAGCGCACCUGACAGGAGGAGGACUUCCCGGGGUUGUAGUGCCAGUGCCAGUGCCGGUUAGGAGCUGUGACCCGGCUGCCCGCACAGGACCUUGUACCACGGACGUCCCCAGCACCUGUCAGCCAGGAACGGCGGGCCCUGUGUGUCCCUGCACCCAGCCAUGGCCAGCCAGGAGAGACAGGUGCAGACAACAGGUGAAGAGCGGAGAGCGGCUGCUGAGGGCCCCGAUCCCGGGGGGGCCAAAGCUCUAGGCCCAGGGGUGCCAAUCAGGGGCAUCCGCAUGAAGUUUGCCGUGCUCAGUGGACUGGUGGAGGUCGGGGAGGUGACCACUCGGGACCUGGUGGAGACCGUGUUUAACCUGCUCGUUGGAGGGCAGUUUGACCUGGAAAUGAAUUUUAUCAUUCAAGAAGGAGAAAGCAUUAUUUGUAUGAUGGAACUGUUAAACAAAUGUGAUGUCACCUGCCAAGCAGAAAUCUGGAGCAUCUUUACUGCCAUUCUGAAGAAGAGCAUUCGCAAUCUUCUAAUCUGCAAUGAUGUUGGCUUGGUUGAACUGGUUUUGAACAGUAUUGACAAGGUUGACGGCAUGAUUGCAGAUCUUUUAGUGGACAUGUUGGGCGUGCUAGCAAGUUACAGCAUUACCGUCCGUGAGCUAAAGCUAUUUUUUAGUAAACUUCAGGGAGAAAAGGGACAUUGGCCUCCUCACGCGGUAAAACUUUUGUCCGUGUUAAAGCACAUGCCUCAAAAGUAUGGUCCUGAUGCCUUUUUCAACUUUCCUGGAAAGAGUGCUGCAGCCAUUGCCUUACCUCCAAUUGCAAAAUGGCCAUAUCAGAAUGGCUUCACUUUUCACACCUGGUUAAGAAUGGAUCCAAUAAACAACAUCAAUGUGGACAAGGCAAAACCCUAUUUAUAUUGCUUUAGAACAAACAAAGGACUUGGUUAUUCUGCCCAUUUUGUUGGCGGUUGUUUGAUUGUAACAUCCAUAAAGUCCAAAGGAAAAGGCUUUCAGCACUGUGUGAAGUACGAUUUCAAGCCUCAAAAGUGGUACAUGGUGUCAAUUGUUCACAUUUACAAUAGAUGGAAAAACAGUGAACUGCGAUGCUAUGUAAAUGGGGAACUGGCUUCAUACGGAGAGAUUACCUGGCUUGUCAAUACGAGUGAUACUUUUGACAAGUGUUUUUUGGGCUCUUCUGAAACAGCGGAUGCUAACAGAGUGUUUUGUGGGCAAAUGGCUUCUGUCUAUCUUUUCAGUGAAGCCCUCAACGCAGCGCAGAUAUUUGCCAUUUAUCAGCUUGGUCCUUCAUACAAGGGAACAUUUAAGUUCAAGGCAGAAAGUGACCUCUUUCUUGCAGAACACCACAAAUUGCUGCUGUAUGAUGGCAAGCUGUCCAGUUCAAUUGCAUUCACAUAUAACCCAAGAGCUACAGACGCUCAGCUCUGCCUGGAAUCUUCUCCCAAAGACAACGCCUCUAUAUUUGUCCAUUCUCCCCAUGCCUUGAUGCUCCAGGAUGUAAAAGCUGUUCUAACCCACUCAAUUCAAAGUGCGAUGCACUCCAUUGGAGGAAUACAGGUUCUCUUCCCUCUUUUUGCUCAGCUGGACUAUAAGCAAUACGGGUCUGAUCACAUUGACACUUCUGUCUGCUCUACUCUUUUGGCCUUCAUUUUGGAGUUGCUGAAAAACUCACUCGCUAUGCAAGAACAGAUGCUCUCUUCAAAGGGCUUCCUUGUAAUUGGGUAUAGUCUUGAGAAGUCUUCCAAAACACACGUAACAUUAGCUGUCUUAGAACUUAGCCUGGCGUUCUCAAAAUAUCUGAGCACUUUGCAUAAUGGCAUUCCGCUACUGAAACAGUUGUGUGACCACAUUUUACUCAACCCAGCAAUAUGGAUUCAUACACCUGCAAAGGUACAACUGGCAUUGUACACCUACAUGUCUACUGACUUCAUCAGCACAGUUAACAUAUACAAUGCAAUCCGGAGAAUAGGGACAGUCCUCCUUGUAAUGCACACUCUGAAAUAUUACUACUGGAUUGUAAAUCCCCAGGACCGUAGUGGGAUUAUUCCAAAAGGGCUUGAUGGACCUCGCCCUAACCAGAAGGAGAUACUGGCACUUAGAGCUUUCCUGCUGAUCUUUAUCAAGCAGUUGGUAAUGAAGGAUUAUGGCGUAAAAGAUGAUGAGUUGCAGGCAAUUGUCAAUUUUCUUUUGACAAUCCAUGAAGAUGACAAUUUGAUGGAUGUUCUGCAGUUACUUGUUGCCCUGAUGUCUGAACACCCAAAUUCAAUGGUUCCAGCUUUUGAUCAAAAAAAUGGAUUAAGGGUUGUUUAUAAACUGCUGGCAUCAAAAAGUGAAGCAAUCAGAGUCCAAGCAUUAAAAGUCCUGGGUUACUUCUUGAAAUACUUGUCACCAAAGAGAAAAGUGGAGGUUAUGCAGGGCCAUGGAUUAUUUUCGCUGUUGGCAGAAAGGUUAAUGCUAGAGGCAAAAACAAUUACAAUUACAACUUACAAUGUGUUAUUUGAGAUUCUCAUAGAACAAAUCAGCACCCAGGUGAUACAUAAGCAGCACCCUGACCCAGACUCCUCCGUCAAGAUCCAAAAUCCCUUGAUUCUUAAAGUUAUCGCUACACUCCUUCGAAAUUCUCCUGCAUCUCAAGAGGUCAUGGAGGUGAGGCGGAUGUUCCUCUCGGACAUGAUAAAACUUUUUAAUAACAGCAGAGAAAACAGAAGGAGUUUGCUCCAGUGUUCUGUCUGGCAGGAGUGGAUGUUGUCUUUGUGCUAUUUUAGCCCCAGGAACACAGAGGAGCAGAAGAUUACAGAGAUGGUGUAUGCCAUCUUUCGCAUCCUUCUUUACCAUGCAAUUAAAUAUGAGUGGGGUGGCUGGCGCGUUUGGGUGGAUACAAUCUCCAUUACACAUUCAAAGGUCACUUAUGAAAUGCACAAAGAGAGUCUGGCUCAAGCAUUCAGGGACUAUGAGGACCAUGUAGGUGGUGAAAUAGGUCCAGGACCAUCAAGUCCUAUAAGGACUAUCUCAGGGUAUAGCAGGCAGGAAGAGACAACACCGCAAACACCAGCUUUGGAACUGUCUGAAAUUGCACUGAAUUAUACUGAAAAUAAAGAGCCUGGAGAAACUGUGAAAGAGGAAAAGAGUGAGGACAGUAAGGAGAGUCAUUCCCCCACUGUAGACAACCUGGAAAGAAAGGAGUCUGAAACGGCUAUUAGUGAAGAGAUUUCUGAAGGCAAAAAUGAGGUUCAUCUAGAAGCAGCAGAAGGUCAUCAAAAAGACUCAAAUGAAUCUCCAGGCAAAGUGACCAUAACCAGCAUCUCUUAUGACAGUCAUGAUGGUGAAUCUACCUCUGCUCUUGGUGCUUCUGGUAUUGAAACUGAACAUGUCGAGGCGCCAAAUAGUGAAGAGAACUUAGAUGUGGUGGAAAAGGAAACUAAUGGGGACAUUACUGCAGCUGAUGGGCAGAAUUCCACAGCUGAAAUAAAUAUUUCCAAUGAAAAUGAGACAUUGGAAGCUCCAGAGGAACCACAAACAGAAUGUAGUAGUGAAGAGACUACACGGGUGGCUAGUACAGAGCUGAAAGAUUCCACACCUGAACUUUCUAGAAGUCCAUCAGCAGAUGUACCAGAAGGCGCAGUUGAGACAACAGCAUCUUCUGUCGAAGCAGUAGGAAAUGACAAAGCUGAUUCAGAGAAUGUAGGUCAGAAUGUGGCUCCUACUGUUAUAAAUAACAUAAAUGACACAGGAGAACUAAAUGUGAAUGCUUCAGAUGUUCAGAAUAUUGAAAAGAAAAUUGCAAAGCUUGAUGUGUCAAGUAUUGCAUCAGAUACUGAAAACUUGGAACUGAAAGCCAGCACAAGUAGUGAACCAGAACUGUCACAAAGACCUGUUGCUGAGUCUGUGAAACCGACAGAUCCACAUGAAGGGGAGCGUGUAGCCUUAUCAGAUGGGCAGAGAAGAGACUCCAGAUCUACAAUGUUUCGUAUUCCUGAGUUUAAGUGGUCAAUGAUGCAUCAGCGGCUUCUAACAGAUCUUCUGUUUUCAAUUGAAACUGACAUCCAAAUGUGGCGAAGUCACUCUACGAAGACUAUAAUGGAUUUUGUAAACAGCAGUGAUAAUGUCAUUUUUGUGCACAACACAAUCCACCUCAUCUCUCAGAUCACAGACAACAUGAUAAUGGCUUGUGGUGGUAUACUACCAUUACUUUCUGCAGCGACCUCUGCCACGCAUGAACUAGAAAAUAUUGAACCAACUCAAGGUCUGUCAAUAGAGGCAUCUGUGACCUUCCUUCAAAGGGCGAUAAGCUUAGUGGAUGUUCUCAUUUUUGCAAGUUCUUUGAGCUUUACAGACAUUGAGGCUGAAAAGAAUAUGUCAUCUGGAGGAGUAUUACGUCAGUGUCUCAGAUUAGUCUGUGCAGUUGCUGUUAGGAAUUGUCUGGAGUGUCAGCAGCACUUGCAAUUAAAAUCCACAGGAGAAAAUAUGAAAAACCAAAAGGCAAUUCAUGGCCUGGUGGGAACAGCAAAGUCUGCCGCAAAGAGUCCAUUGGACAUUACAACUGGAAUAAUUUCUCCUAUCAGAGACAUUGACAGACUUCUGCAAGACAUGGAUAUAAACCGCUUAAGAGCAGUGGUCUUCAGAGAUGUGGAGGACAGCAAACAGGCUCAGUUUUUAGCUCUGGCUGUAGUUUACUUCAUCUCUGUUCUCAUGGUAUCGAAGUAUCGAGACAUCUUGGAGCCUCAAAAUGAAAGGAAGCAGCCUCAAGUCAGCAGCCCAUCCAGACAAGUGAAUAACAGCAAUGGAGAUGUUGGAACAUCAGGCUCACAAGAUGGCACAUCUGUAGAACAAGCUAGCCCAAAUGAUUUGGACAGUACCACAUCUGUAAGAAGAAGAGACUCUGGUAUUGGGGAGGAAACUGUUUUGCCACCUAACAGUAAUACGGAAUCAGAUCCUUCCAAGUUGGACCCUGUGAGUUCAGGUCCCGAUGCUAUAAGUGAAGUACUACAUACACUAUCAUCAGAAGUCAAAAAAUCUCAGGAAAGUGGAACUGAUGGUGUGAAAGAGCAACCAACUGCUAAAAAUGUGAAUGUAAAAGAUAUUCUUCGAAGCCUUGUCAGUAUGCCAGCUGAAGAAUCCCAAAUAGAUCCUGCUUUACUACCGCCUGCAUUUCUUGGAGCUCUUGGGGAUCCUGUUGCUGAACAUGCAGUACAAUUUCGAUCAUUUGACAGGAGUGUUGUCAUAGCACAGAAGAAGUCUUCUGCCCCCACUCCAGCUCCACUCGGUGCUGUCCCACAUGCAGUCAGUGUGGUGUCAUCCAUGGAAGCGUCUCAAACUGCUGACACAGAUCGAGAUUCCUCUGGCAGUGGAUCAUCUAGUUCAAAGCUACCAUCUGUCCAGGCGGUUGACUCUGUGCUAGAAGAUGCUGCUUCUCACAUGAGUAUUACAGAGAGGUUGGAACAUGCACUGGAAAAAGCUGCUCCACUCCUGAGGGAGAUUUUUGUGGACUUUGCCCCAUUUCUAUCUCGUACACUUUUAGGAAGUCAUGGCCAAGAACUACUUAUUGAAGGAACAAGCCUGGUGUGUAUGAAAUCCAGUAGCUCAGUUGUGGAGUUGGUCAUGCUUCUGUGCUCCCAGGAAUGGCAGAAUUCUAUUCAGAAGAAUGCUGGACUUGCUUUCAUUGAGUUGGUGAAUGAAGGAAGAUUGCUGAGCCAAACAAUGAAAGAUCACUUGGUGAGGGUAGCAAAUGAAGCCGAAUUUAUCCUAAGCAGACAACGGGCAGAGGAAAUACAUAGGCAUGCAGAGUUUGAGUCACUUUGUGCACAAUAUUCAGCAGAAAAGAGAGAAGAUGAAAAGAUGUGCGACCAUUUAAUCAGAGCUGCCAAGUACAGAGAUCAUGUGACUGCUACCCAGCUAGUGCAAAAAAUUAUUAAUAUUCUCACAGACAAACAUGGAGCAUGGGGAAAUGCUUCAGCAAGCCGGCCCCGGGAGUUCUGGCGCCUUGACUACUGGGAAGAUGACUUGAGGCGCCGACGACGAUUUGUGCGGAACCCCCUUGGUUCGACACAUCCUGAAGCGACACUCAAAGCAGCCAUAGAGCAUGAUCCAGAAGAAAACGCUCUAAUGAAAGGCAAACAAUCAAUCAGGAGCCAGGUUACAGGAGGGCAGAGCUCUGAGAGUGAUAGCCUUCUGGAAGGGGAUGAUGACACCUUGUCAUCAUUAGAGGAGAAGGACUUGGAAAAUGUCACAGGUCCGGUGAGCCUGAGCACCCCAGCGCAGUUAAUAGCCCCCUCUGUGGUGGUAAAGGGGACCCUAUCCGUCACCUCCUUUGAACUCUACUUUGAAGUGGACGAGGAUGAUCCGAACUUUAAGAAAAUCGAUCCUAAGAUUUUCACCUAUACAGAGGGAGUUCAUGGAAAAUGGCUUUUCACAGAAAUUCGCUCCAUUUUUUCGAGACGCUAUCUUCUGCAAAAUACAGCACUGGAACUAUUCAUGGCAAACAGAGUUGCUGUCAUGUUCAACUUUCCCGACCAAGCUACAGUGAAAAAGGUUGUUCAUUGCCUCCCCAGAGUUGGAAUUAGCACAAAUUUUGGUCUUCCACAAACCAGACGCAUCUCCCUGGCUAGCCCUCGGCAGAUAUUUAAAGCAUCAAACAUGACUCAGCGUUGGCAGCACAGAGAAAUCUCAAACUUUGAAUACUUGAUGUUCUUAAACACAAUAGCUGGACGAACCUACAAUGACUUGAAUCAGUAUCCAGUUUUUCCUUGGGUUAUCACAAAUUAUGAAUCUGAAGAGCUGGAUUUGACCCUCCCGAGCAACUUUAGGGAUUUGUCAAAGCCUGUUGGAGCCCUUAAUCCCAAGCGAGCAGCCUUUUUUGCCGAGCGCUACGAAUCCUGGGAGGAUGAACAAGUUCCAAAGUUUCACUAUGGCACACAUUACUCCACUGCAAGCUUUGUACUCAGCUGGCUUUUAAGAAUUGAGCCCUUUACAACCUUUUUCCUAAAUUUUCAAGGUGGGAAAUUUGACCAUGCUGACAGAACAUUUUCUUCAGUAUCAAGAGCAUGGCGUAAUUCUCAGCGUGACACUUCAGACAUCAAGGAGCUCAUUCCUGAAUUCUACUACCUACCAGAGAUGUUUGUCAACUCGAAUGAUUACAACCUUGGAGUGAUGGAUGAUGGUACAGUAGUAUCUGAUGUGGAGCUCCCACCAUGGGCCAAAACACCAGAAGAGUUUGUUCGCGUUAACAGAUUGGCCUUGGAAAGUGAAUUUGUUUCUUGCCAGCUACAUCAGUGGAUUGACCUUAUAUUUGGCUACAAGCAACAGGGUCCUGAAGCAGUUCGAGCCCUAAAUGUAUUCUACUAUUUGACCUAUGAAGGCACUGUCAACUUAAGCUCAAUAACUGAUCCUAUCCUGAGAGAGGGUGUGGAGGCUCAAAUCCGAAGUUUUGGACAGACCCCAUCACAGCUGUUAAUAGAGCCGCAUCCUCCCAGGAGUUCAGCUAUGCAAGUGUAUCUCCUCCUGCAGACUCCACUGAUGUUUACAGACCAAGCUCACCACGAUGUCAUUAUGGUUCUGAAGUUCCCCUCCAACUCACCCGUCACUCACGUUGCAGCGAAUACUCAGCCUGGGCUGGCCAGUCCCGCAGUCAUUACUGUCACAGCUAACAGGCUAUUUGCAGUGAACAAGUGGCAUAGUCUUCCUGCCCAUCAAGGUGCAGUGCAGGACCAGCCGUACCAGCUGCCGGUGGAGAUCGAUCCUCUCAUAGUCAACAACACUGGAAUGCACAGACGGCAAAUCUCAGACCUUUUAGACCAAAGUAUCCAGGUCCAUUCUCAGUGCUUUGUGAUCACAGCUGACAAUCGCUUCAUAAUCGUGUGUGGCUUCUGGGACAAAAGUUUCCGGGUGUAUUCCACUGACACUGGUAAACUAACUCAGGUGGUGUUUGGGCACUGGGAUGUGGUAACAUGCAUGGCCCGAUCUGAAUCCUACAUAGGAGGAGACUGUUACAUCCUCUCAGGAUCAAGAGAUGCAACACUAUUGUUGUGGUACUGGAAUGGCAAAAGCAACGGUAUUGGAGACAAUCCAAACAAUGAGUUUGCUACUCCUCGUGCAAUUUUGACUGGCCAUGAUCGUGAGAUUACAUGUGCUGCUGUCUGUGUAGAGCUGGGCUUAGUGAUAAGCGGUUCCAAAGAAGGUCCUUGUUUGAUACAUUCUAUUAAUGGAGACCUUUUGAGGACUCUUCAGGGGCCAGAAAACUGCAUUCGUCCCAAACUUAUCCAGGUCUCAAGAGAAGGACACUGUGUUAUAUACUAUGAGAGGGGACUUUUCUGUGUAUUCAGUGUAAAUGGAAAGCUCCAGGCCACUAAGGAGAUUGAUGACCAUACACGGGCGAUACUGAUGAGCCGAGAUGGACAGUACCUGUUAACAGGAGGAGAUAGUGGAGUUGUCAUGAUUUGGCAAGUAUGUGACUUGAAACAUCUCUUUGCAUACCCAGGCUGUGAUGCUGGCAUCCGAUCGAUGGCCAUGUCCUUUGACCAAAGGUGUAUAAUGACUGGCAUGGCAUCAGGGAGCAUUGUGCUUUUCUACAACGACUUUAACCGCUGGCACCAUGAAUAUCAGACGAGAUAUUAAUACCAAGCAAGCUGACGAUACAUUACUGAUGCA
Molecule: messenger RNA, 8803 nt
Organism: Hyla sarda
Lineage: Eukaryota; Metazoa; Chordata; Amphibia; Anura; Hylidae
Gene: LRBA
Product: LPS responsive beige-like anchor protein
Exons: 56
Coding region: 311-8770 (2819 amino acids)
Biological process (GO): intracellular protein localization
Cellular component (GO): cytosol; membrane
Molecular function (GO): protein kinase binding
Source: RefSeq, a predicted model, not a curated record